Oikopleura dioica is the source of this 1038-nucleotide messenger RNA. The record is from the annotation of a GenBank genome assembly. Lineage: Eukaryota; Metazoa; Chordata; Appendicularia; Copelata; Oikopleuridae.
AUGGCAAGCAAAGGCCACAGCCUGGCGGAGAUACUGGAGGCGUUCAACUCUCCUUUGAAAUUCGACCAAGCCUGGGCGUUGAUUCAUGUCUACCUCAGUCAAGUACAAGAUGAUCCCUUGUGGCCGAUGUUCAACAAUUUGUCGGAAGUGUCGGUCCACCCGGACGGGGCGAUUUCGUCCUCUCACGAUCUCAAGCGAACUUCCAGUGAGACGGACUUUCUCGAGGCCUUUGGCAGGCUCAUUUACAACGCCCUCGACUACGGCUACGGCGAAGACGACGAGCCAGACCUGCCCGAGGAUCUGGAGAGAUUGAUUACCUUCAUGACCGGGACCGUUGACUCGGAUCCGGAAGAUGACGGAUACUCGGAAAAAACGAUGACGAUCAAGGCGGUACUCAAGCACUGUAGAAUCAGAGCCGGCUCAGGAUUCUCGGAGCAUUACACCAAAGUCGUGAAAGCAUUUUAUUUCGAAGCGCUCGAGCUGAUGGAAUUCCUUUCCAAAAUUUCCACCGCCAAUGAAUCACUGAAGAGUUUAAACGCUGACCCGAGUGAGAGCGAGAUUCAAGAGUUGGAAGCGAUGGGCCGAAAGCAUUGGUCGUCUGCAUGGGGUGAGGUAAUGCUGGAUCUUCGACACGGUGUUCCGCUCAAACACAUCCAGGAGAAUCAAGCACCAGCUCCAGCUCGCUUCGAAUUCACGCCGUAUGAAAUGCUCCUGUCCGACAUUCGCAAAAAAACCUACAAACUCAAGCACGUCGAAGCGCAAGAGACUGAAAACACGGCAAAGACGACGCACGACGUCAUUCUCGAUUUCAUCCGAUCUCGUCCUCCACUGGCUCCUGCUUCCAAACGCCAGCUGACGCCGAAGCCCAAAUCGACGAACACGCACGACAAUCUAAUGGAAGAAAUUCGAUCUGGCUCCGUGUUGAAAUCUGUCCCAAUGGAUUUGAGGCCCAAGCCAGAAGAGUCUGCCAUUGACAGCAUCAAGGACAUCAUCCGAUCUGAAUCUGUUGGCCGAAAAAAUGCAAAGAAAAGGUCAUAA